Molecule: messenger RNA, 1810 nt
Organism: Coffea eugenioides
Lineage: Eukaryota; Viridiplantae; Streptophyta; Magnoliopsida; Gentianales; Rubiaceae
Exons: 2
Coding region: 1-1476 (491 amino acids)
Source: RefSeq, a predicted model, not a curated record
AUGGCUUCUUUUUCCUUCCUGGAUGUAUGGACCUGGAUUCAAAACCUUCCACCAAUCACUCAAUGGAAAUCGAAUUCCAUGUCCAUAUGCGUAUGUUCUUCAAGGUCUUCCCGGGCUCAUCUAAAACUAUCGAUAACCAAAUCUCUCCAGUCAUCUGUCUCCCUCUCAAUUCUUGCAGAUUAUAAUGUUCCCGUCAACCUUUGGACCUCUAAACCUUUCAAACUGAAGUCUACAUUACAAGACAAGGAAACCGUCUCAAAUCUCUUGCUUAACUUCAUUGAAGAUAUCCUUGGCUACUCUCCAAAUAGAUGCCCCUCGUUGCUGAAGCUCCCUUCAAUAGAUUCGAGUCUCAACUUGAAAGACAUCUUCAACUUCUCGUUUCUCUCCCUGACUUUCCUCAUUUGCAUCUAUGAAGCCCCUUCCGAUAUCCGCUCUGAGUGUCUUAGUACUCUGAAAAAUCAGUUCUCAUGCCCGCGAUCAAGAGAAGUAUCAAGAAUGCUCAUGAGAGUCUUAGGAUCAAACGUAGAAGAGCAAUGGAUGCGUUCCAUAAACCUUGCGAUUACAAAUUGGAUUGUUGAACUCCAAGCAUCGAGUCAUAGCCUAAAAGCUCCCUCCCCCCUGUAUUCUUGCUCAAAUUCAGCGUUUGGUUUGUGGAAAGUUCAGUUGUACUGUCCUAUAAUAGCCAUGGAUGUCGAAACCACUAGCAAUCCUUCACCGGAUGAUCGCUUACUUUUCUCUCUCAACUAUCAUCAACUUGAGGCCGUGAUUCAACUGAAUUACAGCGUUAUAGUUAGGGAGAAGUGGAUUGAAGUGUUGGUGAACACAGACAAUAUAAGGUGUGAUGUUAUCAGGGUGGUUAACGAAGCACUGAUGAACGAAAGGGGAGCUGGAACAGCUGAAAAGCACUUUCCUUCACGGAUAUCGCUGCAUAUUACUCCAACCGUGCAGACAAACAUCAUAAGCAUAUCGGUAAGCAAAUCCUCUGAGAAUCCCACAAGAGAAAUUGGCCUAGAAAGGGCCAUCGAAGCUUCAUUGGAACCAACAAAUCCUUUUGUUGGUAUCAAUUUUUCGGCAGGAGAAACGAUGACAAUGAGCUUGCGACCAUGGAAAUUCGAGCAGUCCGUCUACGGCAAUAGUGCAAUCCUCAACUGGUUUCUCCAUGAUAGUGCUGAUGGUAAAGAGGUUUUCUCUUCAAAGCCUUCCAAGUUUGCGUUACUUCAGCCCAAGGCUUGGUUCAAGAACCGCUAUGCCACUGCUUAUCGGCCAUUUAACAAGGAUGGAGGGGUUAUUUUUGCUGGUGACGAGUAUGGAGAUAAAGUGUGCUGGAAAGUGGACAGAGGUGCCAUGGGGAAAUUGAUGGAAUGGGAGAUCAGAGGAUGGAUUUGGUUAACUUAUUGGCCUAAUAAACAUAGAACACUUUACUCGGAGACACGGAGGGCAGAGUUUAGAGAAGUCCUUAAUCUUAUGCUUGCUUGACUAGACGAAACGGGGUGAUUGCUGUGCGUGUGUAGCCAACCAGCUUACUGAUUCUACGAUUGUUCCAGAAAUGUAGCCGUGCGUAUGCUUCAACAGCUUGCUCGUUUGAUCGGCCUGUUAACUUUUGUUAUUUAUGGAAUAUACAACAAUAGUUUGAACUCGCAAUGGAGAAGGAAAAAUGACAAGAAUCAACAUGUAAUGAAAUGGCAAAUUAUGUGAUAGUAUUGUACUAUAGCAUGAACUCUUUUUUUUUUUUCCUUCUUAUUCAUGCCUUAUAAGGUAUGCGAUAGAUGCAAAAAUUAAAAUAAACAGUCGAGGAAUAUUUUCUUAUGUA